This is a messenger RNA of Olea europaea var. sylvestris, 699 nucleotides long. RefSeq lists its product as uncharacterized. Lineage: Eukaryota; Viridiplantae; Streptophyta; Magnoliopsida; Lamiales; Oleaceae. Bases 1 to 699 code for a protein of 232 amino acids. The record is from RefSeq and is a predicted model, not a curated record. The transcript is spliced from 3 exons.
AUGGCAGUAAAAGUUAUGAAGAGUGAGGAGAUUGAGGCAAUCACUACACGCAGCGGGGUUAAACUUCCAGAUAUUACAAUUGAGAGACAGGUGAUAGAAAAUAAAAAGGCGCCUUUUAAAGAUGAGGAACAGGUGGAUAAAUCUGAACAACUAGAUAAAGUAAUUAUAUCUCAAGAGCUAGAAAAUCUACAAGUGAAGACAACCGCUAUGAAGCUUCAUGUCAACAUCCCACUGAUUGAAGCUAUAUCUCAAAUAUCGAACUAUGCAAAGUUUUUGAAGGAGAUCCUAUCAAAAAAGAGAAGACAUACAGAUUUUGAGACCAUCAAGUUAAAUGAAGAGUAUAGUGCCAUCUUGCAAAACAAAUUACCUCCUAAGCUACAAGAUCCAAGGAGUCUCAAAAUACCUUGCUCAAUAGGGAAUGAUUCGAAUUUUAAUUGUUUAUGUGACUCAAGCGCAACGUUACUUAACUUGGGCAAAUCCUUCCAAUCAACAAGUCGAGCUGUUAUGGACUUUGAAAGUGGCAAACUAACAUUGAGAGUGGAAGAUAAACAAGAGAAGUUUAAGAUCUACAAAAAUAUCAAAAAUCCAUUACAAGAAGAGAUCAGCAAAAAGGCUAAGGAAGAGUGCAAGUUUAUUGCUGUAAAUAUACAACAAGACUCGAAGGAGACAGGGCUUAAGCAUAUAGUGAGCCUUGGAUGA